AUGAAAGGAUUAAAAGUGGAAGGUUUAUCAAAAAAGCUUGCUACUGGAGGAGAUCUUUAUCAAAGACUAAUAUCUGUGGGACAUUUCCCAGAACUCCAAGCUAAACCAUUAUUAUAUGAAAUCCUGGAUGCUUUGCAAUAUCUGCACAGACAUGGUGUUACACAUCGUGACUUAAAAUUGGAAAAUUGUCUUUUUAAAACAACAGAGCUCAAUUCACCAAUACUUUUAUCAGAUUUUGGACUAGCUCACCUUCGACCUGAAGAUGAACAGAGUGAAGGAAUGCAGACUACUUGUGGUACACCUGAAUAUAUCUCACCAGAAAUGCUUGAGGGUGAAAUUUAUACAGAACUCGUUGAUAUGUGGGCUUAUGGAAUUAUUGUUUAUGCUGUACUUUCUGGAAGUAUGCCAUUUCAAGAUGAUAAUAAAGCAAAGAUGUUUAAGAAAUCAGAGAGGGUCAAUACACAUUUACUAAGGAGGAUAACAGUCGAAUGGGACAUCACCAUAGAAAACAGCGAGGAGGAUGAGAGGGAAAAAGAGCGAUAUGAAGAGGACUACUUUGUGAGAAUUGGUACAAGAAAAAGAAGUCGUACUGAAGGCAUGACAGAGACAAUAGAGGAUCUACUGGAUUUUGGAGAUUUAGGAGGUCUAACUGGACGACAAGGACGUGGUAACAGAAGAGACAAGGUCAGAAAUUUAGGAAUAGAAUUUGUAGUAUGA
This is a messenger RNA of Gigantopelta aegis, 717 nucleotides long. RefSeq names its product serine/threonine-protein kinase H1-like. Gene Ontology annotation, biological process: protein phosphorylation. The record is from RefSeq and is a predicted model, not a curated record. Gene Ontology annotation, molecular function: ATP binding; protein kinase activity. NCBI's taxonomy places the organism in Eukaryota, Metazoa, Mollusca, Gastropoda, Neomphalida, Peltospiridae. Bases 1 to 717 code for a protein of 238 amino acids. The transcript has 4 exons.